GAAGAACUUUUACGUCAUGGCUCGAAGUCUCCCUCCGUCGCUAAAUGUGAGAUAGUUGAGAUGUGAGGCCGGCGAUGUGAGGCUAUGUUUUUCAUUUUUGCAGUUCUUAUUUUGCCGGUGGUUGCAGCGGGAUGUGGCCUGGGAGAAUAUUAUAAUAGAGGAAUCUGUAAGCAGUGCUCCCCAAGCUGUCCGGGCAAGCAAAUUAUAUUAUAUCCAUGCACAGAAUCCCAGGAUAUCAGCUGCCGAUGCCCUGAGGGCAAGUAUUGGGAUACGGCCCUCCUGCUGUGUCGUCAGUGCAUGGCUUGCAAUGCAGGCCAAUAUCCAGUUGUUCAGUGCAAACAUGAAUCUAACAGAGUCUGUAAGGACUGCAUGGAAGGGACAUAUCUGAACAGCACCUUGGAUAUGUGCCUUCCAUGUAGUCAUUGUAAAGUUCAAGAGGUUGUGCUAAAGAUGUGUGGAAAAGACUCAAACACAAUCUGCACAAGAAAUGUGCUUAAAAGCACAAACACAACAACAAAAUCUACUACCGAACCUCCUACUGCAGCUAUACAGAUAAAACAAGGCGAGACUGCAGGAACAUUGAAGACCAGUGAAAACAAAAAUGUUAUUAUAAUAGCUGUUGCGUCGGUGGUUGGAGUGUUUCUGAUUGCAAUUGUUGCACUUUUAUGGUGCGGCAGGCACCAUAACAGUACUCCCCAAAGGAGAGUCCCUGAGACUUCCCAAACCAUCAUAGACGAGGAAAUGGACUCUAUUAUAAAUUCAGAUCCUGGCUUACAUCUACGAGAUCUUGAUUAUGAAACAUUUGAGAAUCUAUGUAACCUACUCAAUCCAGAGUCACUAAAAAACUGGAAGACUCUUGCAGGACUGCUUCGUUUGCCAAUGCAGCAGAUCAGAGUUUUUGAGAUUGAUAAAUCUCAAGCCACCCAAAAAUUGCUUGGCUACUGGCAGACUCAACAAGAAGCUUCUGUUUAUAAACUUUAUCAUCUGCUUCUUGAAAUACACCGAGAUGAUUGUGCAAGUCUUCUUAAAAAGGUACUUCUGAAGCAUCAACAGUCUAGAGAAAGCGACAAAGUCUAGAGAAACUGUCGUUUCUCUAGACUUUGUCGCUUUCUCCAAUCGAGCUUUUUGCCAAUCGACUUUCUUUGUCCCAUCUAGUGUACGUCCCAUGUAUACAGUUGACAUGCAAUUUGCCACUUUUUCCUUCCCACCAAUCUGAAUUGGGGAAUCUGAAAAAGGGUUUAAGGGGGGCUACUUAAAAGUUUAGAGUCUACUGCAAAUCCAUGUCAUUGUUGUGCUAGAUGUGACAAAGUAGGAUCGGUGCUUCCACAUAAAUUUUAUUUAAACCUUUUUUGCAUAUGCUUGUUUAACGUGAAAUGAAAUUGAAUGUAGCUUUUUGGGGGGCAUCAAAAUAUAUUUAUAGCCGUUCAAUCUCAUGCAUUGCUGUCCAAAGCUGUCUAUAUUCAUUAUUUGCUAAGAAGUCAUACUUUGAGAUUUAGUACUUGAUUGUAAAUGAUGAUAGUUUUGACAUGGGCUAAGUUUUUUUUGCCUACAAAGAAAAUAUUUUUAUAGAUGGUACACAUUUAUUUUUCUAACCUAUUUGUAUUUUGCUUUUAAUUUAUUCAUAGUUUUUGUAUUAGCUUAGCUUGUUCACAUUCCUAUGAUGCUAUCUGUGGAAUUCUUUAAGGUGGCACACACCCAGUUAUUUACAUUUAUUUCAAAACUAAGAGCAAGCAGCAAAUUCAAAAAAUGGCUAAAUUUAAAUAAUUUAGCGUGUGCAACCUUAAUGUAUUUUUUGUUUCCAAAAUAAUAACUGCUAAUACAAGAAGCACAGAAGAUAAACAUAAUAAGUAAAUAGCAUCUUUUACUGGGUAAAUAUAGUAAAUAUAUAUAUAUUUUAAGUAAGUACCUAUGAAAACAAGUAAACUAUGUAGUACAUCCAUCAUGUCUAGUACUAGAGAACAUUACAACUACGCAAACUGCAAUGCUGGACACAACAUUCGCCUUUUUGGCGGGAUGAGUCAACUCGUGUUGCCGAGCAUUGCAUUUGUCACUUUGUCACUUUUCUGUCAUUUUCUCAAAUUUACAUUUUUGAACACUCGUAAAAUUAAUCAUUUUCUAAACCAUCACAAUAAUGGAAAUGAUGCUUCCAAGAAAAGGAAUGACUAAUAGUUUAAAAUAUAAUACAAAGUAGUUGUUUACCUUUUAAUCGGAAAUUCCGGAAUGAGAUCCCAGUUUUUUUCCGGAAUGCCAUAGUGGUAAGAAACAGCUUCCUAUUUUCCAGAAUUUACGGGGUGAUUUGUGUACCAUUUGCUUCUGUACCCAGAAAUUCUAUUAUGUGGCGUAAUUUUACCUUUGAACAUCACAUUUGUCGCACCCUUUUUUCCGCGCUGGUACCACUUAAAGCACAGUAUAAUUUUUUGGUACUAUAUAAUUAUAUUAGUAUUAUUUAUAUUUCAAACAUUGAAAGGCGGGUUUCAGUGACAUUGUCUUGGGAAGAAAGCUAGUUGACUAACGAUAUGUAUCGAGAAAUCCGCCAUUUUUAGGGACGCGACAACUAGUUUUGUCCAGCAUUGUAGUUGGCAGAAUAGGUGUUUUCAAAAAGGUAGUUCUAAACUGAUAGAAUAUUUGUAAAAUAUUGGUGGCUAGCCAACACUUUACACGGCAAUUUAACCAGACAUUUUAAAAAUAGUCUAUUAUGAUUAUAUAAGUGAAAUAACGUACUAACAAAGCAAUAUUUUGCUUUUCGAUUUUCUUUUGCAUCGUUGAGGAUGAUUUGUUAGCUUAUUGUGAGCGUGACACAAUCUUCCUAGAAGAGAAAGUCAUGUAUGACUUCUUCAGACCAUGUUUAUCCACCAAAAUGUGAGAAAACGUCACCCAACACAUCUUUGUUAUUUGAAAAAUUCAUUAUAAUUUAUGAUAAGUAUUUCUUGGUAUAUAACAUUGCUAGUGUGGAUACAGUGUUAACUUCUGUUGACAUGAUACGACCCCUUUGCAUUAUGGUUGGGGUGACCCUAAUUCUUUAACAUUCUCCCUAUACUUAUAAGACAUUGGUGUGGCCCAAGAAAACAAUUAUCCCAUAGAAAGUACAGUCUUGUAAAUGUUACCAUAACAGUGCCUUCCGUUUGGUAUAAACCAGUGUGAAACAUUGUCGGUAACCUGAAAACUGUGUGUCUAUUGCUUAGUUAUCAAUUAGAGCCUAGAUUCUGUGUUAAUAUAUAACUAAUGUAGUAAUAGCUUAGUUUCAUCUGCAUAGUCGCAGUGCGAGGCACGCUACUCUGGCCACCUUGAAUGUUUUAGAAUGUUAGCCGUGAGAAUACAAGAAAACGUACUGGUUGACUUUACCUUUCGUACUAUCCGAUUGACUUUACCUUUCGCACUAUCCGAUUGACUUUCACUUUCGUUCUAUCUGAUUAACUCUACCUUUCGUUCUAUCUGAUUAACUCUACCUUUCGUUUUAUCUGAUUGACUCUACCUUUCUUACUAUGUGAUUGACUUUACCUUUCGUACUAUCUGAUUGACUCUACCUUUCGUAUUAUUGAUUGACUCUACCUUUCGGUACUACUGAUUGACUUUACCUUUCGGUACUACCGAUUGACUUUACCUUUCGUACUAUCUGAUUGACUCUACCUUUCGUACUAUCUGAUUAACUCUACCUUUCGUUCUAUCUGAUUGACUCUACCUUUCUUACUAUGUGAUUGACUUUACCUUUCGGUACUACUGAUUGACUCUACCUUUCGUACUACCUGAUUGAGUUAACCUUUCCUACUAUCUGAUUGACUUUACCUUUCGGUACUAUAUGAUUGACUUUACCUUUCGGUACUACUGAUUGACUUUACUUUUAGUACUAGUUAUUGACUCUACCUUUCGUACUAUCUGAUUGAGUUAACCUUUCGUACUAUCUGAUUGACUUUACCUUUCGGUACUACUGAUUGACUUUACCUUUAGUACUAGUUAUUGACUCUACCUUUCGUACUAUCUGAUUGAGUUUACCUUUCGUACUAUCUGAUUGACUUCAACUAUCGUACUAUCUGAUUGACUUCAACUAUCGUACUAUCUGAUUGACUUUACCUUUCGGUACUACUGAUUGACUUUACCUUUCGGUACUACUGAUUGACUCUACAUUUCGUACUACCUGAUUGACGUUACCUUUCGUACUAUCUGAUUGAGUUAACCUUUCGUACUAUCUGAUUGACUUUACCUUUUGGUACUAUAUGAUUGACUUUACCUUUCGGUACUACUGAUUGACUUUACCUUUAGUACUAGUUAUUGACUCUUCCUUUCGUACUAUCUGAUUGAGUUAACCUUUCGUACUAUCUGAUUGACUUUACCUUUCGGUACUACCGAUUGACUCUACCUUUCGUACUCUCCGAUUGGCUAUACCUUUCGUAUUAUUGAUUGACUUAACUUUUCGUACUAUCUGAUUGGCUUUACCUUUCGUACUAUCUGAUUGACUUUACCUUUUGGUACUACUGAUUGACUCUACCUUUCGUACUAUCUGAUUGAGUUAACCUUUCGUACUAUCUGAUUGACUUUACCUUUCGGUACUAUAUGAUUGACUCUACCUUUCGGUACUAAUGAUUGACUUUACCUUUCGGUACUACCGAUUGACUUUACCUUUCGUACUAUCUGAUUGACUCUACCUUUCGUACUCUCCGAUUGGCUAUACCUUUCGUAUUAUUGAUUGACUUUACCUUUCGUACUAUCUGAUUGACUUUACCUUUCGUACUAUCUGAUUGACUUUACCUUUCGGUACUACUGAUUGACUUUACCUUUCGGUACUAUUGAUUGACUUCACCUUUAGUACUAGUUUUUUACUCUACCUUUCGUACUAUCUGAUUGACUUUACCUUUCGGUACUACUGAUUGACUUUACCUUUUGUACUAUCUGAUUGACUCUACCUUUCGUACUAUCUGAUAGACUUUACCUUUCGUACUAUCUGAUUGACUCUAGCUUUCGGUACUACUGAUUGACUUAACCUUUUGUAUUAUUGAUUGACUCUACCUUUCGUACUGUCUGAUUGACUCUACCUUUCGUACUAUCUGAUUGACUCUACCUUUCGUACUAUCUGAUUGACUUUACCUUUUUUACUAUCUGAUUGACUUUAACUUUCGGUACUACUGAUUGACUCUACCUUUCGUACUAUCUGAUUGACUCUACCUUUCGUACUAUCUGAUUGACUCUACCUUUCGCACUAUCUGAUUGACUCUACCUUUCGUACUCUCCGAUUGGCUAUACCUUUCGUAUUAUUGAUUGACUUUACCUUUCGUACUAUCUGAUUGACUUUACCUUUCGUACUAUCUGAUUGACUUUACCUUUCGGUACUACUGAUUGACUUUACCUUUCGGUACUAUUGAUUGACUUCACCUUUAGUACUAGUUUUUUAAUCUACCUUUCGUAAUAUCUGAUUGACUUUACCUUUCGGUACUACUGAUUGACUUUACCUUUUGUACUAUCUGAUUGACUCUACCUUUCGUACUAUCUGAUAGACUUUACCUUUUGUACUAUCUGAUUGACUUUAACUUUCGGUACUACUGAUUGACUCUACCUUUCGUACUGUCUGAUUGACUCUACCUUUCGUACUAUCUGAUCGACUUUACCUUUUGUACUAUCUGAUUGACUUUACCUUUUGUACUAUCUGAUUGACUUUAACUUUCGGUACUACUGAUUGACUCUACCUUUCGUACUAUCUGAUUGACUCUACCUUUCGUACUAUCUGAUUGACUCUUCCUUUCGUAUUACUGAUUGACUUUACCUUUCGUACUAUCUGAUUGACGUUACCUUUUGUACUAUCGAUUGACUUUAGCUUUGGGUACUACUGAUUGACUCUACCUUUCGUACUAUCUGAUUGACUCUACCUUUCGUACUAUCUGAUUGACUCUACCUUUCGUAUUACUGAUUGACUUUACCUUUCGUACUUUCUGAUUAACGUUACCUUUUGUACUAUCUGAUUGACUUUAACUUUCGUACUAUCUGAUUGACGUUACCUUUUGUACUAUCUGAUUUACUCUACCUUUCGCAGACAAUCAAAUGCUUCGGUGCGCAUCAGAAUUUAGCGAUUUCUCCUAACAUUGAAGUUUGUGUCUUUAAAACAGUUGUUUUUACCUCCUUAUUGGCUAAAUUUUUUCCAAUUUUCCUCGUGGUGGCAAGGGUAACAGGCUACGCUCUUAACGUGUUAGUUAGAUUUCGUUGAGUCUGGUGAAUUCGCGCCUCGUGUUAUAUAGCCAGGGCUUUUCUGGUAGGUUAAAGGAGACUUUUUACCGACCAGUCUAUCUGGCCACAGAAAUGUAAAUAGUGACUAGAAUAGCCACCAAAACACGGUAUACCAUGUAUUUGAAGGUUGUCCAUCUCGGAACCCCAAGAUGGAUUCCAAAUACCACAUUAUUUUAAGGGCUGUACGUCUUUGAUUAUCGUCGGAAUACUAAUAAAUAAAUAUUUUAUGGA
Molecule: messenger RNA, 6441 nt
Organism: Nematostella vectensis (starlet sea anemone)
Lineage: Eukaryota; Metazoa; Cnidaria; Anthozoa; Actiniaria; Edwardsiidae
Product: tumor necrosis factor receptor superfamily member 16
Exons: 6
Coding region: 85-1077 (330 amino acids)
Biological process (GO): Rho protein signal transduction
Cellular component (GO): plasma membrane; cell surface
Molecular function (GO): coreceptor activity; nerve growth factor binding; death receptor activity
Source: RefSeq, a predicted model, not a curated record